Molecule: messenger RNA, 4551 nt
Organism: Schistosoma spindalis
Lineage: Eukaryota; Metazoa; Platyhelminthes; Trematoda; Strigeidida; Schistosomatidae
Source: the annotation of a GenBank genome assembly
AUGAAUACUACUGAUAUACAAUCAAUGAAAUCAGAGUGGAAAACAGAUUGCACAAUAACCUGUAUUCCACAAGAAUCCUUUAAUCAAAAUCAAUUACAAACUACUAAUUUAACAAUCAAUGAAUUUCAUUGUUCUGAUAUUCAUUCAGAAAAUUUAAAAUUAACAACAAAAUCAAUGGAUUCUUAUGAUAAUAAAGGUACUUUAUUGAUUCAUUCAACAUCAUCAUCUUCAUCAUCACCAUCUUUAUCAUUUAAUAGACCUAAAUCAUCAUCACCAUUAUCAUUAUAUGAUGAUACAAAUCGUAUUCUAUUUAAUGAUUUAUUAAAUCCUAAUGAAUAUUGUAUACAAACAAUAGACAAUAAUGUUACAAAUAAAUUAUAUCCAAUAAAAUCAUCAUAUGAAUUAAAGAAUAAAUUCAAUCGAUUUAUUACCAAUAUUAAUGAUAAUGAUAAUCAUUGUAUCCAUGAUGAUCAUAUAGAUGAUAAUGACACUGAUCAUGAUGAUGUUGAUGAUGAUGAUAAUGAUGAUGAUGAGAAUCAUGAAAAUAAGGAACAAACAAAAUGUUAUAAUUCAAUGGAACUAUCAGAAAAAUCUUAUUCACAUUUAACUAUUUAUAAAUCUAUUGACAAACAAUCUGAUUAUGAAACUAAAGAAUGUGAUACAUUAUAUUUAAAUGAGAUAACUGAUAAAAAUCAUCCUUCUGCUCCACCACCACCACCACCACCUCAGGAUCAACAUCACCAUCAUCAUCAUCAUCAGCAGCAGCAUCAUGAUGAUCAUGAUCACCCAACUUACUAUUCACCUAAUCAUGAAUUAACAGAUAUGAUGCCAUUAACAAAAAAAUCUAGAAUUUCUUCUUCAAAUGAUUUGAAUUGUAUAAAUUCAUUAAUAGAAAAAUCAGAUAAUGAUUUAAAUCAAUCUAAAUUACAUCAUCUAGAUGAUACAAUUAUAUCGACGACGACUACUACUACUACUACUGCUACUGCUACAUCUAUGUGUACACCAUCUAUAACAACUUCGUCUACAUCAUUAUUUCAUUCUAUAGAAUUUGGAAUUAAUAGUAAUAAUAAUAAUAAUAAUAAUAAUAAUACAUUUACAUCAAAUGAAAUAAUUCAUAAUAAAAAACAAGAGAAUAAUUUCUCUAUAAAUGAAUCAAAUGAUAAUAAUCAUUUACAACAAAAUUCUGAUUAUAAAUUUACAGGAUUUCGGCCUCGUUUUCAAUAUCCUCAUCAAUAUCAUUUAAAUUAUCAAAAUAAUAAUCAUAAUACUAGUAAUAAUACUAUUGAUCAACAUCAAUCAUCUUAUCAAUUGAAUAGUUUACAAUUAAAUCAUAAUGAUACUAUUUGUCAAACUACAUCACCUUUACAUAAUUAUUUUUCAUCAUUUUCAUUUAAUCGUUUACCAUGUUAUAAUGAUUAUAUGAAUAUUCAUUCUAAAGUUACAGAACAAUUUGAUAUAAAUAAUAAUAAUGAAAUGUUACAUCAUUCUAUAUUGAAUCAGGAAAAUGUUAUUGAUUAUUUACAUAAAUCAAAUAUGAAUACAAGUUUAUUAUCGAAUAAUAGUAAUGAUAAUUUUAGUAAUAAUAAUAAUACUACUAAUAAUGGUUUAACUAAUACACACAGGAAUUCAUUACAUAUUAGUAGUAUUAGUAAUAAUAAUAAUAAUGAUAAUGCUAUUGCUACAGCUACUGGAGAACAUUUAUUAAAUGGUCGACAUCCAAUACCUUCAUUUCAUUCAUCUCUUCUUACUACAAUUAAUGAAAAUAAUAAUAAUAAUAAUAAUAAUAAUAAUAAUCCUAUAACAUUUCCCUCUGCAAUAUCUAAUUUAUCAUCAAAUCAAACAAGUCCAUUAACAGCGUCAUCGUAUACAAGAAAUUUAAAUGAUUGUGGAGAGAAUCUAUCAAAAUUAAGUAAUUUAAAUUGGACAUCAAAUAAUACAUCAUCUCAUCCUUAUAGAGGGCAAAUAGGAUAUUCAAAUGAAUUUAGUAAUACUACAAGACGAAGAAAUGCUACAAAAGAAAGUACAACAACAUUGAAAGCAUGGUUACAAGAACAUAUUAAAAAUCCUUAUCCAACUAAAGGUGAAAAAAUUAUGUUAGCUAUUAUAACAAAAAUGACUUUAACACAAGUUUCUACAUGGUUUGCAAAUGCAAGAAGACGUUUAAAAAAAGAAAAUAAAAUGACAUGGACACCUAAACAUAGAGGUGAAGAACAAAAUGAUGAAGAUGAUGAUGAUGAUAAUGAUGAUGAUGAUGAUAAUAAUGAUAAUAAUAAUAAUAAUGAUGAUGAUGAUGACAAUGAUAAUGAUAAUGAUGAUGAUGAUGUCGUUGAAGAGAUGGACAUUAGAAACAACAAUAUAGAUAAUAAUAAUAAUAAUAAUAAUAGUAAUAAAGGACAACAUAAUGAAAGAUCUAGAUUAACAACUAAUCAAUGUAUUUAUAAUGAUCAUAAUAUUGAUGAAGAUGAUCUAAUCACUGGAUCUGAUGAUGAUUUAAAUAUUACAGAAAUAUCAAUAAAUCAAUUAAGAAAUCAUUCAACAUUUAAAAAUUCUCCAAAUUAUAAUUAUUAUCAAAAUUAUUUAUUGAAUAAAAAUGGAAAAAUCAAUAAAUUUCCAAUAAAAUCAAAUUUAUUUAAAAAUCAAUUAGAUAUAAAUAAUGAAUUAAUUUAUAAAAAAAAAUAUGAACAAUUAAAUCAUUCAAUAUUUAAUUCACCAUCUUCGUUUUCCUCUUCAACAUCUUCAACAUCUUCUUCUACUACUACUACUACUACUACUGAUGUAACAUUCAUGAAUCAAAUUCAACCAAAUUUCAAUGUAUCAUUUGAUUUAUUCAUGAAUGAUCAAUAUGAUAAAAUGAAUUGUACAUUGAAUUCAUUGAAUUCAUUUCAUAAACAUCAUGAUAUAUUACAACAACAACAACCACCACCACCACCACAACAACAACAACCACCACCACAACAACAACAUAAUCAUGAAUAUAAUAAAUUACAAUUACCAACAUCGUCAUCGUCAUCAUCAUCAUCAUCAGCAUUGUCACAAUUGAAUUAUUCUAUUGAAAAUCAUUUAAAUGAAUUUCGUAAUAAAAUUGAUAAGAAUAAUUCUAUUGGAUUAUAUUCAAAUGAAUCGAAAUUAGUCAAUUUAACUGAAUGUAAUAUACCAAAUAUUAUAUCUCAAUCAAAUUGGACAGAUAUGAUACCAACAUCAUUACCUAACAAUAAAUAUGAUUCAAUAUCAUUUGGACAACAAUCAUAUCAGAAUAUUUCAUUUCCAUAUUAUAUACAAGAAAAUUUACAUGUUUCACCUUAUAUACAUGGAUUUGAUACAUCAACUAAAGCAUAUUCAUCAUUUCAUCCAAUAACAACAUCAACCAAUAAUUUGAUAAAUUCAAAUAAAACAAAUUUAAAAUCUAAUCAUUUAUCACCAUCAACAUUAUCAUCUUCUUCACCGUCAACAUGUUCACCAUUAUCAUCAUCAUCAUCUUUAAUAAGUACAACAACUACAACAUUAACAAUAACAACUACAAUGAAUUCAAUGUAUACAAAUUUUCCUAAUACAAUGCAUUUAUUAACAUCCAAACCGUUCCCCCUUAACAACAACAACAAUAAUAAUAAUAAUAAUAAUUCACCAUUAGUUAAUAAUAUCAAUACUAUUAAUAAUCAUGAUAGAAUAUCAUUGACCAAUCUAUUUAAUCAUAAAGAAUUAUUUUCACCUAGAAUGUAUUGUAAUAAUAAUGAUAACUAUGAACAAAUUACAUCAUCGAAUUUAUUAACUUCAAAUGAUUUAUUAACAGGUACAUUAAAUAAAAUUAAUAAUUUUCAUUAUGGUACUAAUACGGACUUAAUUACAGAUAAUAAUAAUAAUGAUCAUGAUCAUGAUCAUCGUCAUCAUCAUCAUCAUCAUCAUCAUCAUCAACAACAACAACAACAAAGAUUACCUUUUAUUUCAGAGGUCAAUAAUCAUAAUAGUACAACAUCAAUCACCAUAGCAUCUACUAUGACAUUGUCAACAAUCAAUUCAUUAUGGUCAUCACAAUUAAAACAAUUAACAUGUUUAGAUGAAGGUCGAUUAGAUAUGACUUCAGAUCAGAUAAUAAGUAGUAGUAGUAGUAGUGGUGGUGGUGGUGUUAUACCAUUUCAACAGUUCAUUAAUUCUUCAUUAUCAAUACCAUUUACUACAACUGAUAAUAAUAAUAGUAAUAAUACAAUUAAUAAUGGUUUCAAUAUUUCAUCCAAAUUACAAUCGAAUGAAACUAUUACUACUACUACUACUACUACCAUUACUACUGCUACUAAUACUACCACUACUGAUAAUCAUAUUAGUAAUAUUUCAAGUCGACAAUUUACUCAAGAUGAUAUACAAACAUUAUCAUCUACAUUAUGGUCAAAUGAACGAUUAAAUAAUAAUACUUAUAAUACAGAAUUAAAUCAUAAUGCAUUUUAUCAACCAAUCUAUAACUCAAUGCAUACUAUGCCUACAAGAUAAAUAUUAAUAGAGUGUAUGACUUAUUAUUACAUCUAUUAAUAUAUAAUCAUUACUACUACUACUACUACUACU